Messenger RNA from Glycine soja, 1164 nucleotides. Its product is annotated as eukaryotic translation initiation factor 2 subunit beta-like. Lineage: Eukaryota; Viridiplantae; Streptophyta; Magnoliopsida; Fabales; Fabaceae. Gene Ontology annotation, molecular function: translation initiation factor binding; mRNA binding; translation initiation factor activity. The record is from RefSeq and is a predicted model, not a curated record. Gene Ontology annotation, cellular component: eukaryotic translation initiation factor 2 complex. Gene Ontology annotation, biological process: formation of cytoplasmic translation initiation complex; formation of translation preinitiation complex; translational initiation. The transcript has 10 exons. Bases 153 to 959 code for a protein of 268 amino acids.
AAAAAUAAAAGGAGCUGCAACGCACCGUUUUGUAUCUGAAAGAAGGGUUUUUUCAUUUCGUUCGCAACCACCGGCCAUACUCACUGUUGUUCUCAAGGGAUUCGAUUCUCUCUGCACUCACUUCUAGGGUUUUCUCUGCGCUAUAAGCAAUCAUGGCGGAUGAAACACCAAAUGAGAUGAAGGAGGAGGUUCCAGAAAUUGUUCCUUUUGAUCCUACCAAGAAGAAGAAGAAGAAGAAAAUUACAAUUGUAGAUCCUGCUGAUGAACCUGUGGAGAAAUUGGCUGAGAAGACAGAAAACCUCUCAGUUUCCGAGGGGGUUGAGACUGCAUUUACUGGUUUGAAAAAGAAGAAGAAGAAGCCUGUUGAAAUGGGUAACUUGAAUGAUGAGAGUGGAGAUGCAAUUGAAGAUUUGGAUGAUCACCCUGAAGAUGAUGAAGGAGAAAUGGUUGUUCCCCAGGCUCGUUAUCCUUGGGAAGGGAGUGAUCGUAAUUAUGAAUAUGAGGAGCUGCUUGGCAGGGUGUUUAACAUUCUACGUGAAAAUAAUCCUGAACUUGCUGGAGAUCGGCGAAGGACAGUUAUGAGGCCUCCUCAAGUUCUUCGUGAGGGCACAAAGAAAACUGUGUUUGUCAAUUUUAUGGAUCUAUGCAAAACGAUGCAUCGGCAGCCAGACCAUGUCAUGGCCUUCUUGCUUGCUGAAUUGGGUACAAGUGGCUCCCUUGAUGGACAGCAGAGAUUGGUUGUAAAGGGAAGGUUUGCACCAAAGAACUUUGAAGGAAUUCUGCGACGAUAUGUUAAUGAAUAUGUUAUUUGCCUUGGGUGCAAGAGUCCGGAUACUAUACUUUCAAAGGAGAAUCGUCUCUUCUUUCUCCGGUGUGAGAAGUGUGGAUCAGGAAGAUCAGUUGCUCCAAUCAAGGCUGGUUUUGUUGCUCGUGUUGGCCGAAGGAACACAGGGACAUAGUCCUACUUUUGAUUUAUGUUAUUUGGCUGAGGAUGUGAACCUUUUCCUUAAAGUUUUGCAUAUUAUAUGAUGUCUCUCUUACUCUCCAAUUGAGUUUGUUGUAGUAAAUGUAUCUUUUGAGUCAAUAUUUUUAUAUCUUAUUUCUUUGCAAGUGAAAAUGAUGGUUACAUUAGGAAAUCCCGAAUUUUAGUUCCAUUUAAGCUUA